AUGGCUCCCCCCAUCUCUGUCGAAAGCGUCCCCAGCCUGGACGCCUUCAAACCUGUCAAGGAUGACACUUACACACCGAGUUUUGCUCCCUUCAACCCCGCUAAGCAUUUGGCGUAUUCCCCUCCCUCCAAGGUCCUCACCAUGAAGGACCUUGCUCUAGAACCGACUGUCCUGUCCCCCAUCGCAACAACCGAGCCUUUCCCGCUUCUCUCUCAGGAGGCCAUUCUUCGUUAUCGCCAAGACUUAUUCAGCAAAGAUAUCCUGGACAAUUGCCUCCAUCACACUCGCCCUGGAUCUGUCCAGCUUCGAGGCAUGGCACCGCGUUACUCCACUUUCAUCCACGAUCUAUGGCAUUCCCCCGAAGUUCUCAAGAUUGUGAGCGACGUUGCUGGUGUCCAACUCGUUCCUGCCAUGGACUAUGAGAUCAGCCACACCAAUGUCCAGCUUGGACCAGGUGGUCUCGAUGCGGUUCGGAAGACACCCGUUGUACCUCCUGAAGCUACUGAAGAGGCUAUCAAGAACUUUGAGGCCGAAAAGGGCCAGGUCAGAGCUGUCACUGAUCAAUCAAAGCCUAUUAUUGAGUGGCACAAGGACUCGCAUCCUUGGGUCUGCGUUGUUAUGCUCUCGGAUGCUCGUCAUAUGACUGGUGGCGAGACUGAGUUGAUGAAGGGAGAUGGUACCACCGUAAAGGUGAAGGCGCCGCAAAUGGGCUGCGCCGUCCUUCUCCAGGGCCGUUACAUCUCCCAUACCGCCGCUCCCGUCGAAAACAUGCCCGAGCGCGUCACGGUCGUCACCUCAUUUCGCCCCAAGAACCCGCUCCUUGUCGACGAUACGACUAAUGCCAACGUUAAAAACAAGUCUCAUCUGACCGAGCUAUACUACCAGUGGACCACCUACCGAUUGGAGGUCAUGGCUCAUCGUGCUCGUAGUGCUUUGGCCGAGUUGCAGGAGAGGUAUGCGAAGAACGUUGCCGAGUCGGAUCCUGAGGGAAAGCCUGGUCUCUGCAGAGUUGAGACAGUGAGUUCGGAGGAGAUAAACAAGUGGUGUGUGGAGAUGAUCAAGUAUCUUCAGGAUACCACUAGUGAGAUGGGACUGUCUGGAAACAAGGCCUAG
Colletotrichum abscissum is the source of this 1113-nucleotide messenger RNA. RefSeq lists its product as uncharacterized. Lineage: Eukaryota; Fungi; Ascomycota; Sordariomycetes; Glomerellales; Glomerellaceae. The coding region runs from base 1 to 1113 and encodes 370 amino acids. The transcript is spliced from 2 exons. The record is from RefSeq and is a predicted model, not a curated record.